GAGAUCAAAAACAACUGUGCAGAUCAACAAAUUAAAAGUCAACGAGUGAUUUGACAUUUUUUUUUCGAAGGGAAUCGUGUUUUUAACCAGUGAAUUAUUAUUGUAUGUUUUUCAUCGAUGGCGUUAGGUCUGGAUUAGUUCAUCAAAAUUGUUGAUAUUGUGCAAUUGUUUUUAAUUGUUUUUAUUGGACAGCCCGUGGAUAUUCCAGUGGAUAUGAGCUACACCGAACCUCUGUGGGAAAUAAACGGAAAUCAGGGCCCAUACGUAGGUGGGGAAAUGCCGGGAUAUCCCAUGUGGGAUAGUUCGGUGCUUUACCAACCACCACCGCCGACCCAUCCCCACGUCAAUGAUCACAGCAAUGGAAUAUAUCGCCAGCCAUGCGCUUUACUUCAUCAAAGUCGAUACACGUCAAACGGACGAAUUCCGAAUCAACCGACGUCCACGACGAAGAAACCCCGACGGAGAGUGGCUUCGGUCUCUCAAAGACGAGCAGCCAAUAUUCGAGAACGACGAAGAAUGUUCAACCUGAAUGAGGCCUUCGAUAAACUCCGCAAAAAAGUUCCGACGUUCGCCUACGAGAAGAGACUCUCGCGAAUUGAGACUCUUCGUCUCGCAAUCACAUACAUCGCAUUCAUGGGUGAACUACUCGGGAUUGAACCAGCGAGUCCAAAAGCAGAUUAUAUUCCACGGGAAUAUUAUUUACCCAACUGAAAAUAAAUUUUCAUACGCCUUGAUUACGAAAAAAAAAGCAAUGCUAUCGACUCGGCUGUCAGUUUUGGUCCAGUGAUU
This is a messenger RNA of Fopius arisanus, 789 nucleotides long. Its product is annotated as 48 related 3. The transcript is spliced from 4 exons. The record is from RefSeq and is a predicted model, not a curated record. Gene Ontology annotation, biological process: regulation of transcription by RNA polymerase II; developmental process. The coding region runs from base 214 to 711 and encodes 165 amino acids. Gene Ontology annotation, molecular function: protein dimerization activity; RNA polymerase II transcription regulatory region sequence-specific DNA binding; DNA-binding transcription factor activity, RNA polymerase II-specific. Lineage: Eukaryota; Metazoa; Arthropoda; Insecta; Hymenoptera; Braconidae.